Xyrauchen texanus (razorback sucker) is the source of this 6108-nucleotide messenger RNA. RefSeq names its product sterile alpha and TIR motif containing 1 (gene sarm1). Bases 407 to 2548 code for a protein of 713 amino acids. The record is from RefSeq and is a predicted model, not a curated record. NCBI's taxonomy places the organism in Eukaryota, Metazoa, Chordata, Actinopteri, Cypriniformes, Catostomidae. Gene Ontology annotation, biological process: signal transduction; response to axon injury; negative regulation of MyD88-independent toll-like receptor signaling pathway. Gene Ontology annotation, molecular function: protein binding; signaling adaptor activity; NAD+ nucleosidase activity. The transcript has 8 exons. Gene Ontology annotation, cellular component: dendrite.
UUCUAUCGGACGGCGAGGAUGCUUGAGGAUGCGAUGCAUUUAUCAGGAAAUUUGCCUUUAUUUACUAAUAUUUACUAAUUUAACAGCGUCAUAUCGCUCAACAAACAUCGCUUUACCUACGCUUUCGCGGGCUUCACCCCAAAUCUAUCCGAGGGUGACAAAAGGAAACUGGAAAUAUUUGUCUUUGUCUGCCAAAGCCGAAUACACUGAUGGCGUAGCACCGCAACCCAACCGGUUAAUGACGUUUUACCGUAAAUAUAAGGAAACAAAAGGCCUAUAAUUGCUUCUUUGUCAUAUUUGAAGCAAAGGAAUAAAAAAAUAAACGCCAGGACUGUUGCCGUGUGCUCAAUAAAAGAAUCAUCACAAGGACACUGCAGCACCUGUUUCUUUAAGAAACAGCUGGUAGAUGUUUUUAUCCAUUGUAGUUUACCUCAGCAAGAUCUGCCAGUAUUUCUCCAUGUUUAGCUCAGAAAGACUCUCGGUUCCUGAAUAUGUCAGUCGGCUGCACCCCCGGAGGACGGUCUCUGACCCCAAGGCCGUCUCUCCGGGCAUCAGCACCGACGUCCAGAUCGUGUUGAACGGCUCUCUCCCUGCCCUGCGCUCUGCAAUCAAAACACUAAAAUCUGCAAAAGAUACUGGAGAUCUGGAUGAGACCCGCCGGGCCAUUGCCGAAACUUUCCAGCUGGUUGAGGAGGCCUGGGUGCUGCCCACGGUGGGCCGACAGGUCGCAGAGGAGAUCUGCAUCAGAAUCCGGUUGGAUGGAGGUCUAGAGUUACUCUUACAGUUGCUUCAGACACCUGCUGUAGAAAUUACCUACGAGUCUGCCAAGCUCCUUGAGCAGAUUUUGGUCUCAGAAAACAGGGACUAUGUGGCACGCAUGGGACUCGGUGUCAUACUGAACCUCACCCGUGAACAGGAGGAUGCCCAGCUGGCACGAAGUGUGUCGGGUAUCCUCGAGCACAUGUUUAAACACACAGAAGAGACAUCUGCCCAGCUCAUCACUCACGGAGCACUGGACACUCUGCUGUACUGGUGCCGUGGAACAGACCCAACUGUACUGCGCCACUGCGCUGUGGCACUGGCUAACUGCGCUAUGUAUGGUGGGCAUCGGUGUCAAAGGCUGAUGAUAGAAAAACAGGCGGCUGAAUGGCUGUUCCCUCUGGCUUUCUCUAAAGAGGAUGAGCUGAUCCGUUUCCAUGCCUGUCUGGCAGUGGCUGUGCUGGCAGCUAACAGGGAGAUUGAGAAAGAGGUGGUGAAGUCUGGCACACUGGAGCUGGUGGAGCCUUUCAUUGCCUCUUUGGACCCUGAUGAGUUUGCACGCAAUCUUUUGGAUAGUGCAGACAGUAUGCAGGGCCGCACAGCAGCAGAUCUGCAACACUUGCUGCCUCUGCUGGAUGGCACACGGCUCGAGGGGAAAUGCAUUGCAGCGUUCUACCUGUGCGUGGAGACUAGUAUUAAAUCCCGUCAACGUAAUACCAAGAUAUUUCAGGAGAUUGGGGCUGUUCAGAGUCUUAAGAGAAUUGUCAUGUACUCCAGUAAUGGCACAGUUUGCUCUCUGUCUAAGCGGGCCCUCGCGAUGAUGGGCGAGGUUGUCCCGCGUCGUAUCCUUUCAUCUGUACCCAACUGGAAGAGUGGAGAGGUUCAGACCUGGCUGCAGCAGAUUGGCUUCAGUGCAUUCAGUGAUCAGUUUCAGGAGCUGCAGGUGGAUGGAGAUCUACUGCUUACUAUCACAGAACAAGAUCUGAUCCAUGAUUUGGGCAUGAAUUCUGGGCUCACUCGCAAAAGGUUUCUAAGAGACCUGCGUGUACUGAAGACCUACGCCAACUACUCCACAUGUGACCCUAAUAACUUGGCAGACUUGCUGGCGGACAUAGAGCCACGAUUCCGUCAGUACACCUAUGGCCUGGUUCAGUCAGGGGUUGAUCGGAAGAAUAUCGUCCAUAUUACAGACCAACAGCUGCAGUUGGACUGCCAAAUAGAGAAUGGCAUCCAUCGUGCCAAGAUCCUCUCUGCCACCUGCUGUCCCGCUAAACCCUGCUUAACUGAUUCCCAGCCUGCUGGUCCUGAUGUAUUCAUCAGCUACCGUCGCACCACUGGGUCACAGCUUGCCAGCCUGCUAAAGGUGCAUCUACAAUUACGUGGUUUCAGUGUCUUCAUUGAUGUGGAGAAGUUAGAGGCUGGCAGGUUUGAAGAGAAGCUGAUCACGAGCGUGCAGCGUGCGCACAACUUCAUCUUAGUGCUUUCAGCCAAUGCACUGGACAAAUGUAUGGGGGAUGUUGCCAUGAAGGACUGGGUACAUAAGGAGAUUGUCACUGCUUUAAAUGGAAAGAAGAACAUUAUCCCUGUCACUGAUAACUUCAUUUGGCCCGAACCGGCCUCUCUGCCCGAGGAUAUGAGCACCAUUCUCAAAUUUAAUGGCAUUAAGUGGUCCCAUGAGUAUCAGGAAGCCACUAUUGAAAAGAUUCUGCGUUUCCUUCAAGGAUGCCCCAGCCUAGAGAACCCAGAAAAAACAGCAAAAACAGACAAAAAAGAUCCACAUAAGAAAUAAGACAUCUGUCCGUAUAUAAAACCUUAUAUCAUAAUGCAUGGUAUGUAUAGGCCUUCCUAAUAAUAGCCACCAUGUAACAAGAACACUCCUGUUUAUUACUCAGAGGCAGUAUUUCCUUUGCCAAUAUGCAUGUAACAUAUUUAUUUACAUUUUUUCUCCCAAUUUGGAAUGCCCAAAUCCCAAUGUGCUUUUAAGUUCCUUGUGGUCACGUAGUGAUUCGCCUCAAUCCGGGAGGCGGAGGACGAAUUCCAGUUGCCUCCGCAUCUGAGACCAUCAACCCAUGCAUCUUAUCACAUGGCUUGUUGAGUGCGUUGCCAUGGAGAUGUAGUGCUUCACGCCAUCCACUGAAGCAUCCAAGCUCACCACGUGCCCCACUGAGAACAAACCACAUUAUAGCGACCACGAGGAGGUUACCCCAUGUGACUCUAACCUCCCUAGCAACUAGGCCAAUUUGGUUGCUUAGGAGACCAAGCUGGAGUCACUCAGCGAAACCCAGGGGUGGUAGCCAGCAUCUUUACUACUAAGCUAUCCAGGCCCCAUGUAACCUGUCUGAAGACACAAGUGGCUUUUCCAUCUUAUAUUCCAGAAUAUUCCUGGUUAUUUACAACUCAAUGUAGCCGUCCAUAGACAUAAAUAACCUGAAAUAUUCACAGCUCCAUCCACUGGACUGGGUCUGGUGUUCCCAUUUCAGUGAGAUCAGUCAGCAGGCUGGUGACAUCCAAAUAUUUAGGAACAAACCUACAAUAUUAGCCAGCCAGCCCCAGGAAUUGUCUCACCUCCUUUUUGGUCUUUGGUCUCGGACAAGCCGCAAUAGCUGCUGUUCAUUUGGGGAUGCAUUUGUACAUGACCCAGGUGGAAACCCAGAUACCUUUCUUUCACCUGUCCAAUUGCACACUUCCUCAGAUUUGCUGUUAUUAUGGCUCUCAGAUGCUGGAUAUGCCGCUGCCAAUCAUUGCUAUAAAUAAUAAUAUCAUCCAGGUAGGCAGCUGCAUAUGCAGUGUGCAGGUGGAUAAUGUUGUCCAUGAGUCAUUGAAACGUAGCCAGGGCCCCAAACAAACUUAACGGAAGGGUAACGAAAUGGUGUAAGCCAAACAGAGUGGACAUUUCUUUUUUCUCAGGACAUGGGAGUCAAGGGGAUCUGCCAAUAACCCUUCGUUAAAUCCAGUGUCGAAUAAAAGUGAGCUGCACCUAACCGAUCGAACAGUUCGUCAAUGCGAGGCAUUGGGUACCUGUCGAAUUUAGACACCGUGAUAACUGGACUGACCCGUCGGACCUCGGUACCAAAACCACUGGCCCAGUCUCUGUAGGACUUCUUGAUCACACCAAUAUCAAGCUUGGCCGUGAGUUCUUCCCAGACCACUUGUUUCUUGUGUGCACCACCACUCAUGGAGUCUUCUCAAUGUGAUGUUCUAUGAGAUUCGUAUGACCGGGUAGAGCUGAAAACACAUUCUAAAACUCCUAUUGCAACCUGGCAACCUCACUGAUUGGGACAGUGAGAGGUGGUCUCCACAGGUAACUGGGGUGGUUUGAUGGGCGAUUUUUGAUUCCACCUCCGGACCCAACUCUGCCCUCUCUGAUACUACCAUAGCCAAAGCCACGGGUACCACCUCUCUCCAUGGUUUUAGGAGAUUCAGGUGGUAAAUUUGCCAUGCAUCGCCUCUAUCUGUUCAUUUUACCUCAUAGUCGACUUCCCUAACUGACCGUGUGACCUCAAAAGGCCCUUGCCACUUGGCCUAUAGUUUAGAACUUGAUGUGGGUAAUAACAUGAGGUCCUUAUCUCCCUGUGAGAAUUCCCAUAGCUGAGUGCCCCUAUUAUACAGCCUGGACUGCUGUUCCUGGGCCUGAAGCAAAUUCUCCUGUGUUAGUUGCCCCAAUGUUUGGAGUUUUGCUCUUAAUUUCAUUCUUACUCUCUGAAGGUCCCUCCUCCCAAUUUUUCCUCAGAACAUCUAGGAUGCCCUGAGGCUUGUAGCCAUAUAGUAAUUCAAAGGGGGAAAACCCUGUGGAGGCCUGUGGGACCUCUCCUACUGCAAAUAACAGGGGUUCUAGCCACUUAUCCCAAUUUCGUGCAUCUUUGUGUACGAUUUUCUGAACCAUAUUUUUAAGGAUCAGAUUAAAUCGCUCGACAAGACAAUCCGCCUGAGGAUGGUAAACACUGGUGCGGAUCGACAAUCCCCAGUAGUUCAUAAAGUUAAUGGAGUGUACGUGACAUAAACAAGGUGCCCUGAUCAGUUAGGAUCUUUAUCGGGAUCCCAACUCAGGAGAUAAUUUUAAAGAGUGUCUCCGCAACACUGGGUGCCGAAAUGUUGUGCUGGGGCACUGCUUCAGGAUAUUGCGUUGAAUAAUCCACCAAGAUGCCCUCAUGCCGUCCGUUCUAAGGGAGUGGCCAGUGGAUUCACCAACUGACAUUCGCGACACCACUUGCUUACAUCCCUGCGAAUGCCCGGCCAAUAUAAAUGGGCCAUGAGACAAUUCAGUGUCUUAUCUUGCCCUAAAUGUCCCACCAUCGGAUAUUAUGAGCUGUCUGGGAAGCUAUUUUACGGUGGCUUUUCAGAACUAACAACUGUGUUGUGUUUUCUUUUGUUUGGGCGUCCUGCGUCACCUCAUACAACCGGUUUUUAAUAAUUGAAAAGAAGGGGUAGGAGAGCGCAGUGCCGGGCUGAAGCUGUUGACCAUCAGUUACUCUCACUUGGUCAAAGGCAUGCCUGAGAGACCCAUCUCUUGUCUGCCCCAGAGGGAAAUCCCUCAGCGGGUGAGGUGCAGCCAUUUCUAUAACUCAGGAAUUUUAAUAAAUUUCUGCAUUAUCAAUAGUAUUAAUGAUAAGCAUAGUUGCUCUCUAAUCUUUAUAUACAAGACAAAAUAAGAUAAUCUUUGCUUUUGUUGGGUUACUGAUUCAACAUUUAUGUACAUUAAUGAAAAAGCCUUAUGAAACCAUUGAACAUACAUGAACUUUGACCUUUUUGGAUUUGAUUAUGGAAGUAAUAUAGAGGUCUGAAUAUUAUAGUGAACUGUUGAUCUUACGUGACUGUCUUCAGGUAUGUGCAGAUUAUUACACAGGUUGUUACAAGUAAUUUACUACAUUAUGAGGCAGGUUUGCUUAUUCCACAAGGCAAAGUACUAAGUUUUCACAUCUGCCUAUAUUCCAUUUAUCACACCGGUUCAUGAAACUCAAAUCAAGUGUAAAUCAUUAUGGUCAUAAAUCACCUCAAAACUGUAUUAGAAAAUAUCCUAUUAGAUAGUAUCAUGAUUUCAAAUAUGGCUUUAGGGGCUUAGGAUUUGCUGGAAUAAUAUGCAUUAAGUUAAUGGUAUAUUUUCACUGUGAAUAAGGUGUACCCAAAUCACACAUGCAAAGAUCCUAAUGAACAUUAACACCUCAAGUUGUGUUCUGCUUUAUCCUGCUUUUGGGCUCCCUACUGUCUUGUGAUGUCUGUUUGGGUCUCUUUUAAAUAAAAUACAGUGCAUUUAGGAGGUAUAAAUCUGACUUGGUCAAGUGCUUAUGUACAAAAUCUGUAUAAAGACCUUUUCUUAAAAAUAAAUAAAUAAAAAGCAAUAAAAUUUGUUUU